Molecule: messenger RNA, 3399 nt
Organism: Sesamum indicum (sesame)
Lineage: Eukaryota; Viridiplantae; Streptophyta; Magnoliopsida; Lamiales; Pedaliaceae
Product: receptor protein kinase TMK1
Biological process (GO): protein phosphorylation
Molecular function (GO): protein binding; protein kinase activity; ATP binding
Source: RefSeq, a predicted model, not a curated record
AGAUUCAGAUUUAUCCCGCAAUCUGCUUUUUCUUGAUCCGGAUUUGAAAAAUUCUCAUCAAAGAUCCACAUUUUUUCAGUGUCUUCACUUCCACAACAAGUUUCACUGAAAAGUUUCUUCCUUUAUCAGUUGUUAAUUAAUUUCGUCUUCUCUGUUUACUAGUCUUGCUUAUGCCACACCACCACUAAGGGUUCUGCAGCCGUAUUUCUCGCUCCAAUUAUCACUCCCCCCUCCCCUUGGAUUCUUCUGAUCUGAAACAAAGAGCCCAUGUCCCAUGUUUCUCUACCACUCUUUCUUCCAAGAUUUCAGAUGGGCUUCUCAAGAAACUGUCGUUAGAGUGCUCUUAUAGCUUUUCUUUGAAUUCUCAAUGCUUGUACAGUGCUGUUCCUCUUCAAAAAUUUGCCAUGGAGGGUUGUAUCCGGAUAGCAUUUCUUGUGUCUUUCUUUGUGUUUAGUGUUUCAGUUGUUCGUGGUGUUACAGACCCCAAAGAUUUAGCUGUUCUGAAUCAGUUCAGGAAAGGUCUGGAAAAUGCUGAGCUCUUGCAAUGGCCGGCCACUGGAGAUGACCCUUGUGGUCCUCCGAGUUGGCCUCACAUAUACUGUUCUGGCAACAGGGUUUCGCAGAUUCAGGUUAGAGGUUUGGGUUUAAAGGGCCCUUUGCCUGAGAAUUUCAAUCAGUUGUCUAUGUUGUCGAAUAUAGGUCUUCAACAGAACCAGUUUAGUGGGAAUUUGCCAUCUUUUAGUGGGUUGGCGCAAUUGCGGUACGCUUAUUUGGAUUACAACAAUUUUGACACAAUCCCAUCAGAUUUCUUUAAAGGGCUUGUGAAUUUGGAGGUUUUGGCAUUGGAUUAUAACCCUCUGAAUGCCACCACUGGGUGGUCAUUGCCGUCUGACGUGCAGAGUUCAGCUCAGCUGAAAAAUCUUACUCUGAUGAGUUGCAACGUGGCUGGUCCUUUGCCUGAAUUCUUGGGAAAUAUGUCCUCUUUGGAGGUCUUGAAGUUGUCGUUAAAUCGACUUGUGGCGACCAUGGAGUCACUCACUAGUCUUUGGCUACAUGGGAACCAUUUUUCAGGUAAAAUACCUGACAACAUUGGUGAUUUAGUUUCUUUGCAGGAUCUUAAUCUCAAUAGGAAUGAUCUUUUUGGUCUCAUUCCUGAUAGCUUGGCAAACAUGGCAUUAGCUCAUUUGGAUUUGAAUAACAAUCGUUUCAUGGGUCCUAUGCCGAAAUUCAAAGCUGUUAAUGCAACCUAUGAAUCAAACCCUUUCUGUCUUCCUAAUCCAGGUGCUCCUUGUGCCCCAGAUGUUAUGGCUUUGUUAGAGUUUCUUGAUGGGGUGAAUUACCCCUCCAGGCUUGUCCAGUCAUGGUCAGGUAAUAAUCCAUGCCAAGUUUCCUGGCUAGGAAUAGGGUGUGAUCCCAGUGGAAAUAUCAUUACCAUAAACUUACCCAAUUAUAAUCUUUCUGGCAUAUUAAGCCCUUCAAUUGCAGCCCUUGGUUCCCUCACUCAUAUUUAUCUUGAGUCCAACAACCUGUCAGGCCCAAUUCCGACGAACUGGACUAGUUUGAAAUCUUUGACACUGUUGAAUUUGGGUGAGAACAAUAUCUCGCCUCCUCUUCCAAGAUUUAGUAGCAAUGUAAAGCUUGUUUUAGAAGGGAACUCUCUAUUAAACUCCAAUCCUCCUGGAGCAUCCCCGUCCGGAAGUAAUGGCACGUCGGAUUCUCAGGGUUCACCGUCUAGACCUAACUCUGCCGGUUCUACAUAUGAACCCACUGGAGGAAAGCACUCCAAUAAGUUACUUGUAAUUGUAGCCCCAGUUGCAAGUUUUGCACUUCUGGUGGUCUUGGUUUUGCCAGUUUCUAUUUAUUUCUAUAAAAAGAGAAAAGAGGGACAACCUGCUCCAAGCUCCCUUGUGAUUCAUCCACGAGAUCCAUCUGAUUCAGAUAACACGGUCAAGAUUGUGGUUGCAGAUGGCACAAAUAGAAGUGCUUCUUCCUUGACCACUAGUAGUCCUGCAAGUUUGAAUAGUAGUGGAUCUCAUGUGGUCGAGGCCGGAAAUCUGGUCAUAUCAAUUCAAGUUCUUCGAAACGUGACCAAGAAUUUUGCGCCAGAAAACGAACUUGGUCGUGGUGGUUUUGGGGUCGUUUACAAGGGAGAAUUGGAUGAUGGAACUAAAAUAGCAGUAAAAAGAAUGGAGGCCGGGGUAAUUAGCAGCAAGGCGUUGGAUGAAUUUCAAUCUGAAAUUGCUGUUCUGUCUAAAGUUCGUCACAGGCAUUUGGUAUCUCUUUUGGGAUAUUCAAUUGCCGGAAAUGAAAGAAUUCUGGUUUAUGAGUACUUGUCUCAGGGGGCUCUUAGCAAGCAUCUUUUUCAUUGGAAGAAAUUGCAGCUGGAGCCUCUCUCUUGGAAGAGGAGGCUAAAUAUUGCCCUCGAUGUUGCUAGAGGAAUGGAGUAUCUUCACACUCUAGCGCACCAGAGUUUCAUACACAGAGACCUUAAAUCUUCAAACAUCUUACUCGGGGAUGACUUUCGAGCAAAAGUAUCAGAUUUUGGUCUGGUUAAACUUGCUCCUGAUGGAGAGAAAUCGGUAGUCACUCGGCUAGCUGGAACUUUUGGAUACUUGGCCCCUGAAUAUGCUGUCACAGGUAAAAUCACGACAAAAGCAGACGUCUUCAGUUUUGGUGUUGUGCUGAUGGAGCUAUUAACUGGAAUGAUGGCACUUGAUGAGGACAGGCCUGAGGAAAGCCAAUACUUAGUUGCAUGGUUCUGGCACAUCAAAUCAAGCAAAGACAAGCUAAUGGCAGCAAUAGACCCAGCCCUUGACGCCAAAGAAGAAAAGUUAGAGAGCAUCUCCAUUGUUGCUGAGCUUGCUGGUCACUGCACGGCAAGAGAACCCAACCAACGACCCGACAUGGGCCAUGCCGUUAAUGUCCUGGCCUCCCUUGUAGAGAAGUGGAAACCACUUGCUGAUGAUACGGAGGAGUAUUGCGGUAUCGACUAUAGCCUCCCACUUAACCAAAUGGUCAAGGAUUGGCAAGAAGCUGAAUCAAAAGAUGUGAGCUAUAUGGACCUCGAGGAUAGUAAGGGUAGCAUCCCGGCUAGACCUGCUGGAUUUGCUGAGUCCUUCACCUCAGUCGAUGGGCGGUAGCAUAGGUACUCUGCAAUUUUGUUUUGAUGUAGAUAACUUGGUUUAUUUUCCAUGUGGAGUUCUAUUUUAUUUCUUCAAACUAUUGGUUCUGGUGACAAGUUUCUAUUAGAGCUCACAAUGUCUAUUUGUCGGCUCUAAUACUGAUCUUGUGGAUGUAGAUACAGAACAGCAGAAACAGUCAGCCACUCAAAGCUGCAUAUGUUAUUCUCUUGUUUUUUUUUUUUAUGAACAUUGUUCAUCUCAUGUUGUUGCUUCCUGA